Caenorhabditis bovis is the source of this 789-nucleotide messenger RNA. Lineage: Eukaryota; Metazoa; Nematoda; Chromadorea; Rhabditida; Rhabditidae. The record is from the annotation of a GenBank genome assembly.
AUGUCGUCGCUUGUGAGUAUUAGCAAGAAGUUGGCUGGUCAGCGAGAGCAUCGAGAACGAGCCCAGCCGGCUCAUCGUGCCAAAUUGGGGCAACUUGAGAAGAAGAAGGAUUAUGUGCAGAGAGCCAAGGAUUAUCAGCAAAAACGGGAUACUAUCAAGAAAUUGAAGAAGCAGGCUCUUGAUAAAAACCAGGAUGAGUACCAUCAUCAUAUGAUCAAUAGUGAAACUCGGAAUGAUGGACGUCAUUUUGAGAAGCUUAAUGAAGCGCAGCAAGAGGAGACGGCGUUGCAGAGGAAAUUGGGAAGCUUGAAAGAUUUGCAAUAUGUGAAAUAUAAGUUGAAUGAGGAGAAAAAGAAAAUUGAGGAAAUGAAAUCGGAAUUGCACUUUGCCGAUUCGUCGUGCUUAUCAGCAAAAAAUACCCAUACAAUUUUUGUGGACGAUGAAGCAGAAGCGAAAAAGUUCGACCCGCGGGAAUAUUUCAACACGACGACGUCGAUGCUCUUCAGAAGCUAUAACAGGCUGAAAAACGACGAUCUUCAGGAGAAGCAGAUCAUUGGGGCUAAGAGUAAAGAGGAUGUUCGGAAAGCUGAUCGAUUGAGAAGGAGCCGUUAUAAUGAGCUGUUGAAGAGAAUGAAUCGAGCCAAGGAACUGGAAGUUGUCGUGAAUAAGUUGGAGCUCAAAAAGAAUCUAGCAGAAUCCUCGAAAUCGGAACUCAAGCCGGUUAGAGUAAAAAAGGCGAAGCCGAUGAAAGCGGCGGUCUAUAAAUGGCCAUAUGAAAGGAAGAAGUGA